Messenger RNA from Dendronephthya gigantea, 2070 nucleotides. RefSeq names its product actin-like protein 6A. Gene Ontology annotation, cellular component: NuA4 histone acetyltransferase complex; SWI/SNF complex. NCBI's taxonomy places the organism in Eukaryota, Metazoa, Cnidaria, Anthozoa, Malacalcyonacea, Nephtheidae. The record is from RefSeq and is a predicted model, not a curated record. Gene Ontology annotation, biological process: regulation of transcription by RNA polymerase II; nervous system development. The coding region runs from base 323 to 1621 and encodes 432 amino acids. Gene Ontology annotation, molecular function: chromatin binding. The transcript is spliced from 13 exons.
GUCAUUGGUGACUUACGAAAGGUGUCUUUGCAAUAGAGGAAGCCCUUACUCUCCCUCUCAAUUUGUGAUUUACCCAACAUGACCACAUAGGUGGGGAAAGCAUCGCACGCCUCGACCAUGUCGGGCCAAAAUCCUUUGUCUAACAAAGAGUUGCGAUAAGAUCCUUCUUAUAUUCAUGAAGUUUCGAGCUAAAUAUUGCCGCUAACAGUUGUUACAGGCGGGCUCAGCACGUGGAAAAUAAAAGAAAUUCAAAGAUUAUCGAAGUCUUCUCGUAAAAACUUUAAUUUUUCUUCUUUUUUUAAUAUAAAUAUAUUAUUCGAAUAUGAGCGGUGGUGUUUACGGAGGAGAUGAAGUUGGUGCCUUGGUAUUUGAUGUUGGUUCUACCUCAUUCCGCGCUGGUUUUGCAGGAGAGGACGCUCCUAAGGCUGAUGUACCAACCUUUAUGGGUGUCAUUGAUGACUCAAGUAAAGCAGAAAUUGCAAUGGAUACUGACCAAACAUCAUCGGAAAAGCUUGCGCCAACAGCACCAAAGAAAUUUUUCAUUGGAACAAACUCCCUUCAUCUUCCUCGGGAAAACAUGGAGGUUGUUAGUCCUCUCAAAGAUGUCAUGAUUGAAGACUGGGAUAUGUUUGAGAAUCUAUUGGAACAUGUUUAUAAAAGACACAUCAGAUCAGAUCCUUCAUUACAUCCAGUUCUAAUGUCUGAAGCUUCGUGGAAUGUGCGGCCGAAAAGAGAGAAAUUGACUGAACUUAUGUUUGAAAAAUACGACAUCCCAGCAUUCUUCCUUUGCAAAGAUGCUGUGUUAACAAGCUUUGCUCAUGGUCGCUACACAAGCCUGGUCAUCCAUUCAGGAAGCAACCUCACAAGUGCUGUUCCAGUCCAUGAUGGAUAUGUGUUACAGCAGGCGAUAGUCAAAUCUCCUCUGGCAGGAGAUUUCAUAUCAGCUCAAUGUCGGAAUUUACUGGAUGAAAUGAAGUAUGAAGUGGUUCCACCAUAUUUGAUAGCAUCAAAGGAGGCUGUUAAAGAUGGUGAUCCUCCUGUUUUUACAAAGAAAACAUUCAACAACAUCACCAAAUCCUACCAUAACUACAUGACUAAGCAAAUUCUUCAAGACUUUCAAGCAAGUACAUUGCAAGUUUCAGAUGGACCAUUUGAUGACAGCCUGUUUGGUAGUAUUCCUACAAAUCACUACGAGUUUCCUAACGGUUACAACUACAGUUUUGGCGUGGAAAGGUUUCGACUUUGCGAAGGAUUGUUUGAUCCUAGUAACGUAAAGGGUAUUGAAGGAGGCACAGCAAUGGGAGUCACUCAAGUUGCCACAACAAGUAUUGGAAUGUGUGAUAUUGACAUGAGAUUGAGUUUGUUCAACAAUGUAAUUGUUGCCGGAGGAAAUACUUUACUCAAUGGUUUUGUGGACAGACUUAACAGAGAAUUGGCAUCCAAAGUCCCGCAGAGCGCGAGAUUAAAGAUUAUCUCCAAUAAUUCAACUUUGGAACGAAGAUUUAGUUCUUGGAUCGGAGGUUCAAUCUUAGCGUCCUUGGGUUCGUUUCAACAAAUGUGGAUUUCAAAACAAGAAUAUGAAGAACAAGGGAAGAGCUGUGUAGAGAGAAAAUGUCCCUGAGCUUUGCAGAAACAUUUUUUUUAAACUACGAACCAUGCAACCUUUGUGCUUUGUCUCAGACAUUCAGAACAGUCACUGAUGCAAUCUUAAUGCAGGUAUUUUCAUUAUAAGAAGCCGUCUAGAAACUAUACUUCUGGUGGGAAGCUGCUUCAAGACGUGAAAACUGUAAAUAAAUCGCUGUUGUGUACAGACUAUUGUGAAAGUCACCAAACGUCAUCUUGAAACGUAACGGCACGUUAAGUCGUUAAUUUAGCGUAAUUUCAGUUGUCAUUCAUCCUCCGUAUUUGUAAUAAUCUUUAGGUUCUGUAAUAAUCUUUUGUACAUAAUUGUUAACUUUAUGAUUUCUUGGUUUGUGGUAUUUUCAUUCCACUAAACUACAGGGUGAGUAAAAAAGAACUGACACCUUUGAAAUUCAAAUUAGCUGCGAACUUAUGGCUGGAAAAUGACAA